Messenger RNA from Lepus europaeus (European hare), 1032 nucleotides. RefSeq names its product hydroxycarboxylic acid receptor 1 (gene HCAR1). The coding region runs from base 1 to 1032 and encodes 343 amino acids. The transcript has a single exon. The record is from RefSeq and is a predicted model, not a curated record. Gene Ontology annotation, biological process: G protein-coupled receptor signaling pathway. Gene Ontology annotation, cellular component: membrane. Gene Ontology annotation, molecular function: G protein-coupled receptor activity. NCBI's taxonomy places the organism in Eukaryota, Metazoa, Chordata, Mammalia, Lagomorpha, Leporidae.
AUGGACAACGGGUCGUGCUGUGCCAUCGAGGGGGACCCCAUCUCCCAGGUGAUGCCGCCGCUGCUCAUCCUGGCCUUCGUGCUCGGGGUCCUGGGCAACGGCCUCGCCCUGUGCGGGUUCUGCUUCCACGUGAAGAGCUGGAAGCCCAGCACCAUCUACCUCUUCAACCUGGCCGUGGCCGACUUCCUCCUCAUGGUGUGCCUGCCUUUCCGGACGGACUACUACCGGCAACACCGGCGCUGGGCUUUCGGGGAUGUCUCCUGCCGCCUGGUGCUCUUCAUGCUGGCCAUGAACAGGGCCGGGAGCAUCGUCUUCCUCACGGUGGUGGCCGUGGACAGGUACUUCAAAGUGGUCCACCCCCACCAUGCGGUGAACGCCAUCUCCUGCCGCACCGCGGCUGGCAUCGUGUGCGCCCUCUGGGCCUCGGUCAUCGUGGGGACGGUGCACCUGCUGCUGGGGAGCCGCCUGUGCGUGCACGAGGGGGCCGCGUCCUGUGAGAGCUUCAUCAUGGAGUCGGCCAACGGCUGGCACGACAUCAUGUUCCAGCUGGAGUUCUUCCUGCCGCUCGCCAUCAUCCUGUUUUGCUCCGUCCGGAUCGUGGGGCGCCUGCGGCAGAGGCAGCAGCUGGCCCGGCAGUCCCGGAUGAGGAAGGCCACCUGGUUCAUCCUGCUGGUGGUCGUGGUGUUCGUCACCGGCUACCUGCCCAGCGUGUCGGCCCGGCUCUACUUCCUGUGGACGGUGCCCGCCAGCGCCUGCGACGCCUCUGUGCACCUGGUCCUCCACGUCACCCUCAGUUUCACAUACAUGAACAGCAUGCUGGACCCCCUGCUGUACUAUUUCUCAAGUCCCUCCUUCCCCAAAUUCUAUUCCAAGCUCAAAAUCCGCAGUCUGAGAGCCAAGUGGCCAGGACCCUCCAAGACCCGAGGGCCGGAAGAGAUGCCAACUUCCAACCUGUGUGGCGAGGGCCGUGCCAACGUGGCCAACAGCUUCCAAAGCCAAUGUGACGCCCAGUGGGAUCUGCACACGUGCUGA